AUCACAUAUGAGUGUAAUUAUACUCUCAGCUCUUGUACUAUUUUUCAUAGUAUAUGAUCUAACUAUCUAAGGUAAUAGUGAUAAAUAAAUAAAUAAUAAUAAUAAAAAAUGUUGUACCCCAAUAUUUAAUUGUAUCAUUGUACCACCAACUGAUAUAGGUAUGGGUUUUUUUUUCCUCCCAAGCCAAAGUUCAACCUAAAUAAUUAAACAAUGAUAAAAUAGACUAUUAACUAUUUUUAAUUAUAAAUGUAUUUUACAAGAAUAUGAUUAUUUUAAUUUGAGGUAUUCAAUUUAAUUUUCAUAUCUCAUACUGCUGAAAAUGCCAUGUUCCUAAUAUAACAUAAUAUUUAUUUAGUUUUAUUAUAAUGUAUCUACUAUAUAUAUUAUUUACUAUUUAAUAAUUGUAUUAUUCAUAUUCAAUUGAUUCCAUUACCUAUAAGUUUUUUUUUUUAUUCUUAUUUCAAAAAUAAAUUAAAAGUUGUUUAUUUCUUAUCAAACAGUCUUGUCCACACAUUGAAUGCGUGAAUAAUAAUAUGUAGGUAAUCAUUAAUGUAUUAAUUGUUAUCUAUAUCAUAAUGAAUUAUAUUUAAUUUAACUAGAUUUUGUAAAUUAUGUGUAUUACACUAUUGUGUGUGUACUCAGCAAAGAAAAUAUCACGACAGUUGAUUUUUGUAUUUAAAACAUUUAGAAUGGCUUCAAGUAUUUCAGGUAAUAUAAAAUGACUUCCUAAUAAUACUAUUUUUAUCAGCACAGUUCUUAUAAGUAAUAUAUUUUUUAUUAGGUUUCCGAGUGGCUGUAUUGCAAUUGACCGUCACUGCUGAUAAAUCAGCGAACAUAACUAAUGCAGUGAAUCGCAUACAGCAAGCAAAAAAGGAAGGCUGUACAUUAACCAUUCUACCAGAAUGUUUCAACUCACCAUACAAUACUGGUAAAAUUAAUUAUCAGAUAAAUUGAAUUAUGGAUAUUAGAUUAUAAUAUGAUUUCAGUAAACUAAAAAUUAAAAAGUCCAACAGUUGGAUAUUGUACUGAUAAAUCAUAUAAUAUUAUAAAUACUGGUCACCCAAUUAAAUUGUUUAAAAAAAAAAAAAAAACAAAGUUCAAUAGUUAAAAAUUAGAUUUACAGUAAUUUUAUUAAACUCGAAAUUUUAAACAGAUUGUAUUGUUUGUAUUUAAAGGUUUGUUCAGACAAUACUCUGAAAUCAUUCCCGGUGGUGAAACAUGCCAAGCUUUAUCUAAAGCUGCCAAAUCAAAUGGUAUGUACAUUGUGGGAGGUUCAAUCCCGGAAAUACAUGAUGAAAAAGUUUAUAAUACAUGCACAGUUUGGGAUCCUAAUGGAAACAUGAUAGCCAAACAUAGAAAAGUACUUAUGAAGUAUAAUUUGAUUAUCUAUUGCUAAAGUAUAAUUAAUACAGUUAAACUAUGAUAAAUGGAAAUUCUAUAAACUUUUAAGAGGAUUUAACAUUUAUACAUUUCAUUUAAAAUCUUAUAAAUAAAUAGAUUAGUAGGUAUUUGAACUGAAUUAAUUAGAUAAUAUUAUAAUUUUCACAGAAUGAAUAUUACAUAAUAUAAAUUCAUCAUAUAUUGGUAUGUAUUAAACAAUUUUACUUACAUGCAUAUUAUUAUUAUUUUAUAGAUGCAUUUAUUUGAUAUAAAUAUUCCUGGUGGUAUUUACUUCAAAGAAUCUGAUGCCUUGACUGCAGGCAACACACUCAAUACAUUUCAAUUAGGUAAAUUUAAAAUUGGCCUGGGAAUUUGUUAUGAUAUACGUUUUUCAGAAAUGGCAACCCUAUACCGGAAGCAAGGUUUUUCAUAAAAUUGUUAACACAUUUUUAAAAAAUGUUAUAAAAAAAUAUUGCUUUUAGGAUGUGAUAUGCUAAUAUAUCCUAGUGCUUUUAACAUGACAACUGGACCUUUACAUUGGAGUUUAUUAACUAGGUGUCGAGCAGUAGAUAACCAAGUAUUUGUAGUAGUUGCUUCACCAGCCAGGGUUACUAAUUCCAAUUAUAUUGCAUGGGGUCAUUCAAUGGUUGUUGAUCCUUGGGGUAAAAUUUUAAGUGAAGCCAGUGAAAAAGAUAUGAAUUUAUAUUUAGAUCUCGGUAAAUAUGAUUUUUAUUUAAAUUUUAAUGUUCAUCAAUACAUUAUGUUAUUUAAUGUUUACAGAUUUUAAUAGUCGAGAAACUAUAAGGCAACAAAUACCAACUGAAAAUCAAAGAAGAAUUGAUAUUUAUGAUACAAUUGAAAUUAAAUAAAUAUUGAUUAUAAAUUUAUGAAAACUAUAAUACUUACUAAGUUUAUAAAAUAAGAAAUUAAACACAUUAAAGGAUAUUAUAACAAGAUUUGUUAACAAUUAUUGAUCUUUUUCACUAUUGACAACUAUUCAAUAUACAUUGACAACUCGUUUAGUUUUUAUGAUACCUAAUAAAAAAGUUAUGAAUGUUUAACAAAACUUAUAAUAUAUUACAUUUUAUUAAAAUAGUAUUAAGUUUUCUAGUCUGUUAAUGAGGGAACGGGUUGUUUCUGUGUAUACAUACUGAACUCUGCCAAUAUGGCAGUCAAUCAAGCAGUCAUUUUUAUUACAACACAUAAUGAUGUUGUGAAGGUAACCAGUUUCGGUUAGCACGGCACUGAGACCUACAAGAGAGCUCUUGUAGGAGGCCAUAGUUGAAAGUUUUGUCCGUUUUUCUAUGAGAAAAGUUAAAGCAUUAGCCAUAAUGCAUUAAACUUCAGCAUCAUACAGACUUAAGGAAUCGAAACCUCCGUAUUAACCUAACAUAUAAACUAAGUCAGCCAUAUAGUAGUACAGGAAAAUUUAAGCAUUGAAUCUAUUAAAACAAAAGAACUGAACUAAAAUAAAGUUUUUUGCCUUUAUGUCUAAUGAACUAGUAGA
Messenger RNA from Cinara cedri, 2887 nucleotides. The record is from the annotation of a GenBank genome assembly. NCBI's taxonomy places the organism in Eukaryota, Metazoa, Arthropoda, Insecta, Hemiptera, Aphididae.